Messenger RNA from Arabidopsis thaliana (thale cress), 1450 nucleotides. RefSeq names its product seed dormancy control protein. The record is from RefSeq and is marked reviewed. Gene Ontology annotation, biological process: regulation of DNA-templated transcription; DNA-templated transcription. The coding region runs from base 315 to 1238 and encodes 307 amino acids. The transcript is spliced from 3 exons. Lineage: Eukaryota; Viridiplantae; Streptophyta; Magnoliopsida; Brassicales; Brassicaceae. Gene Ontology annotation, molecular function: sequence-specific DNA binding; DNA-binding transcription factor activity.
UUGCGCGACUGUGAGUAUCUUUCUUUCGUCUUUCAUUUUCUUCGCUGCAUUACUCUGCCUCAAUGAGCUUGAUCGUUCGAGAUUUGGUCGACUUCUGUUUGGAGAUUCUGUGUGUUCUAUGAUUCGAUAUCUUGGAUUUAGAGUUUUCUUUUCCAUUUAUUAUAAGGAGAACUUCGGAUUAAUCCUUCCUCAGUUACGCUUGAUUAGUAGUUCGGUUUCUUUCUGAGAUUGCGGAUGUGAAUUGAUGCAAAACAUUACCUCUUUUUGAUGAUUUUCAUAAUGGAUAGGGAUGCAUUUUAGGAUUUGAGUGUGCAAUGAGAUUACAAGAGUUGGUUCUUGUGAAAAUCAGCUUAGUUUUCUUAUGGUUAAUUGGGUUUGUCUUCCUGCAACGUAGUGAAGAGAAUGGAUUUGAAGAACCAAACAAUGGGGAAGAACUUUCCUGGGAUGAUCUGGAGAGAGAAGCUGCUAGUAAUAUAUCAUCUAAAAGAUCUCAUGCUGAGAGAUCUCACCAACACGAAUCUUUUACAAAAGGUGACGAACUUUCUGGAGACUUGUACGAACUGUGGAGGCAAGAACAGAACAGCAUUGCGGCAAGGCUAGACAAAGAGCUAAAAUCCAGGUGGGAACUCGAUGAACUGAUUGAAGAACAGCUGAGCAGAUACCAGUCCCAUUACGACAAUUCCAUGGUUUCAACUUUCUUAAAGGAUGUCUCUAACCUCGUCUUACCCACGUGGAUACCACCUCAUGAGCUAGCUGCUGUGGCCUGGCUUGGAGACUGGCGUCCCACCUCCAUUCUUGACCUUGUCCGCAUUCUGGCAGCUCAAAACCCCUCCUUCUCUCUGUCUGAGUCGAGUUUACGCGUGCUCUCUCAGCUUUUACGUGAGAUACGCAUCGAAGAGGCCGUUAUUGAUGAGGAAUAUGCAGAAAUUCAGGCCACCGGUGUCUUGUACCUCCCUUUUUCCCCGCUCUGCAAUACUCGGUUGCAUGAAGAAGCUCUGCGUUCUGUGCAGGAGCUGUUUGGGAACAUACAUAAAGUCAUCUCAAAGGCACAACGACUCAGGUAUAAAGUGUUGGAGCUGGUGAUGAAGAAGCUGCUGAAUCAAACGGAUACAGCCGAGUUUGUGGUCGCAUUUGCAGGGAUUCAAGACGCCAUACACCAGUUUGGAGAGCAGAAGAAGCUAAGAAAGAUUUACCCAGCAGUUCCUUCACCUCUGAAGGGAUCAGGAUCAUCUAGUUGAGAGCUUUGUAGAAGCAAAGCAAGUCCCAGUUUCAUAGUAAAACUAAAUGCUGUGAUGUGGGAUCUGCCUGCUUGGAACUAAUGCCUCUUCAUCAACCCAUACAUGUUUAGGAUGUACAUGUUUAGCUAUCACCGUCCUCUGGAUUCAUUGCUAUUGUACGUACGUUGUAAGUCAUAACAAAGAUAUUGACAAUGAUAAAACCAAUUCUUGUA